Drosophila busckii is the source of this 885-nucleotide messenger RNA. RefSeq lists its product as uncharacterized. Lineage: Eukaryota; Metazoa; Arthropoda; Insecta; Diptera; Drosophilidae. The transcript has 3 exons. The record is from RefSeq and is a predicted model, not a curated record. The coding region runs from base 66 to 779 and encodes 237 amino acids.
AAAUAGUUAGUUAGUUGUUAUUUUGAAGUCGAAAACAGCUCAAUGAAAAUCUAAAAACGUUGAAAAUGUCCUGCAUUUGCCAAUAUAUACUAAACGCUGCUGCUAACGCUGAGCCGCCGCCAGCAGCAGCUGAGGCCGAAGCUGCAAGCCAAAACACAAGCGAUAAUGAAGAAAGCCAAGAAGUCAAAACAGAGCCACAGCAGCGCAUUGAUAGCUCGCAAGCGCCUGUUACCGAUGAUGCCAAAAUUGCAGUUUGCGUUUCGGAGCUGGCCGGCUGUCGUGCCGAGAACUGGCUGCUUAAGAAGAAACUGCAAGAGUAUGAAAUAACCAUAGAGAAUUUGGAGCAAAUGAUGACCACCAUUGUGGACAAGCAGCAUCAUGUGCUUAGUGAAAUGCACACACUACGCAAGCGCAACAAUGAGCUGCAAACUGAAAGCAAUUUACAGCGCGAAUAUCAUUCAAUGGAACGCAAUGCUCUAAUCAAAGAACUGCAUGAUGUUAAGCUCAUAAGCCAGCAACGCUUAACUAAUGCUGCUGCUGAUGAUUCCACUGAGCUGGCUAGUUCGCUGGCCAACGAUGAAUGCCAUUGUAUUAGCUGCGAUAGUGAUGCUACAGCUUCUGAUGCAUCUGGCUGCUCCACGCCAUCGUCCAUUAUUAAUACACCCUAUACUAGCGAUGCUGAAACUGAAGAUUCAGAUAUUGAAAGUGAUGCUGAUGCUAAUGAUGUUGAUAUGCAGCAGAAUCAAUACACGCCCGGCACUGAUAGCGAAUCCAAUUAAACGCUCAAUUGUAACUUCGCGAUGGAAAAAAAAUUUUAAUUUUGUUUUGUGCAUAGUAGAUAAUAUUUUCGUUUUAAAUAUAGUAGUAGCUGGGGUGCUAUAAAAU